This is a messenger RNA of Penaeus vannamei (Pacific white shrimp), 981 nucleotides long. NCBI's taxonomy places the organism in Eukaryota, Metazoa, Arthropoda, Malacostraca, Decapoda, Penaeidae. The record is from RefSeq and is a predicted model, not a curated record.
AUGAACUGUAGCCGCAACUCAAAAAUAACAAGUAAUUGGACAUGCAAGUGUCAAAAGGCACAGGAUAGAGUUAGGGCAGCCAUAUUCGCUUAUCCGUAUUCUAGAGUUACAGCAGCCGUAUUCGCUUAUCCGUAUUCUAGAGUUAUGGCAGCCGUAUUCACUUAUCCGUAUUCUAGAGUUACGGCACCCGUAUUUGCUUAUCCAUAUUCUAGAGUUACAACAACCGUAUUCACUUAUCCAUAUUCUAGAGUUACGGCAGCCAUAUUCGCUUAUCCGUAUUCCAGAGUUACAGCAGCCGUAUUCGCUUAUCCAUAUUCUAGAGUUAUGGCAGCCGUAUUGGCUUAUCCGUAUUUUAGAGUUAAGGCAGCCGUAUUCGCUUAUCCGUAUUCUAGAGUUACGGCAGCCGUAUUUGCUUAUCCAUAUUCUAGAGUUACGGUAGCCGUAUUUGCUUAUCCAUAUUCUAGAGUUACGGCAGCCGUAUUCGCUUAUCCAUAUUCUAGAGUUACGGCAGCCGUAUUUGCUUAUCCAUAUUCUAGAGUAACUUCAGCCGUAUUCGUGUAUCCACAUUCUAGAGUUACGGCAGCCAUAUUUGCUUAUCUGUAUUCUACAGUCAUGGCAGCCAUAUUCGCUUAUCCAUAUUCUAGAGUUAUGGCAGCCGUAUUCGCUUAUCCAUAUUCUACAGUUAUGGCAGCCGUAUUCGCUUAUCCAUAUUCUACAGUUAUGGCAGCCGUAUUCGCUUAUCCAUAUUCUAGAGUAAUGGCAGCCGAGUUACAGCAGCCGUAUUCGCUUAUCCAUAUUCUAGAGUUACGGCAGCCGUAUUCACUUAUCCAUAUUCUAGAGUUAAGGCAGCAGUAUUCGCUUAUCAAUAUUCUACAGUUACGGCAGCCAUAUUUGCUUAUCCAUAUUCUAGAGUUACGGCAACCGUAUUCACUUAUCCAUAUUCAAGAGUUACGGCAACCGUAUUCGCUUAUCCAUAUUUAA